Cottoperca gobio is the source of this 1417-nucleotide messenger RNA. RefSeq names its product homeobox protein Hox-B9a-like. Gene Ontology annotation, molecular function: DNA-binding transcription factor activity, RNA polymerase II-specific; RNA polymerase II cis-regulatory region sequence-specific DNA binding. The record is from RefSeq and is a predicted model, not a curated record. The transcript is spliced from 2 exons. Gene Ontology annotation, biological process: regulation of transcription by RNA polymerase II; anterior/posterior pattern specification; proximal/distal pattern formation. Bases 47 to 895 code for a protein of 282 amino acids. Gene Ontology annotation, cellular component: nucleus. NCBI's taxonomy places the organism in Eukaryota, Metazoa, Chordata, Actinopteri, Perciformes, Bovichtidae.
UUUUCCAUUUAGUGAACUCGCGGCGUUUCGCAGAUAAUGUCCGAGAAUGUCCAUUUCUGGGACUUUGAGCAACUAUUACGUGGACUCCAUCAUAAGUCACGAGAGCGAUGAACUCUCAACCCCGGCUCGCUUUCCCAGUGUCCAGUAUUCCGGCUCGAGCUCCGCUGCAGCCGCGGGCGGGAGGCAGCCCGGCGGAGCAGCGCUCGCGGAGCAUCCCCACCCCGAGUCGUACCCAUCAUGCAGCUUCCAACCGAAGCCUCCGGUCUUCUCAUCGUCCUGGAGCCCGUUCAGUCCCCACCACGGUGCCAGUGGCCUCCCUACUGUCUACCACCCCUACAUUCCAGCCCAGCACGUGCCCGCCGCGGAAACACGGUACCUACGCUCAUGGCUGGACUGCGCGCCGCGAGGCUCCGAGUCUGUCCCGGGGCAGGGCCAGGCGGGGCAGGUCAAACUGGAGCCUCAGCUCGGCCAUCACGGCGGGGAGAUCCCACCAAAAAUCGGUGUACAGCACCAGCACGAGACCACCACGUACAUCUUGGAGUCGACGUCCACGGCUGCGCGCGAGCUAAACCAUCAUCCGGCCGCCAUCCCGAGAGCAGGGUUCGAAGAAAAUAAGGACAUUUGUGAAGGGAGUGAGGACAAAGACGCCCCGGAUCAAACUGACCCUUCGGCAAACUGGCUACAUGCACGCUCCUCCAGGAAGAAGCGGUGCCCGUACACCAAAUAUCAGACGCUCGAGCUGGAGAAGGAGUUCCUGUUCAACAUGUACCUCACGCGGGACCGGCGACAUGAGGUGGCUCGCGCGCUAAACCUGACAGAGCGCCAGGUGAAGAUCUGGUUCCAGAACAGGAGGAUGAAAAUGAAGAAACAGACCAAGGACCAACCCAAGGACUAGCGAGACUCCCACUGGCGCGCGCACAUACACAUUCAGAUGCACAUUCAAGCUCACAAUAUGUAUCCAAAAAAAAGUCCCAUGUUUCGUAUGUCUAGAACACAAAAUGGCCUUCUCAAUCACUGAAAACACACACACAAAUUCACACACACAAAAUUUGUUCAAACCUUCAGCCACUAAAACGUGAGCUUCAGUCCUAUCACACCAAUGUAUCUGCUCCAACUGAUCAGCGGCCUUAUUGAUUUCUGGCUGAGGACUCCUCCGCGUCACAACACGUCAACACUGAAGUCUAAAGAAGCUCGGAAACACGUCUGACGUUUGAACUUUGGGUUUCACUUUGUAGUCAUGGAGGAUUAUGGGUAAAAACUCACCGACCAGACUCUUCUUUAAACAGGUCGACUCCAUAUAGCACUGCAGAUUGGACUGUUUGUUUGUGAACUGCUAGCUCUCGCCUGUGCUUCGUCUUCAUAGUUUUAUACGCUUUAAUGUAGGCUUUGAUUACAAAAGGGGAGAAAGCAGCAACCC